AUCUAACUCAAGAGAUGCUGAAUCAUGAACCAAUUGAUUUGCGCCACUGAAUGGAUGUACGGCUGCAUCUUCACCCAUGAUGCUCCGUUAAAUGAUGCUGGUUGUCAGGACUCAGCCAUCUAUGUACUGUAGCCUCGGGAUAUUUGUGAUCUUCGGCUGUUGCAGGAUAACUUCAAGCUUAGAAAGUACGCUGGUGCGGAAAGGGAGGCCCAUUGAAUCCAAUUACCAGCCCAUUCUAGGGCACUGCUCGCUUUUGAAAAGACAAAUGCUUUCAACUUUGCGUCCCAGAUAAUUUGUGUCCACUUUUCAAUGAUUGAGACGUGUCUGUAAGUGGAGGUCGCUCAAUUUGCAGGCUGU
Aaosphaeria arxii CBS 175.79 is the source of this 357-nucleotide messenger RNA. RefSeq lists its product as uncharacterized. The record is from RefSeq and is a predicted model, not a curated record. NCBI's taxonomy places the organism in Eukaryota, Fungi, Ascomycota, Dothideomycetes, Pleosporales. The transcript has a single exon. Bases 92 to 292 code for a protein of 66 amino acids.